GAGGAGAGAGGGAGAAAGUGAGCUCACGUUCACACAUUGGUGAAGAGGCUGGUCUUGCAAUGCCUUUGAAUAUUUUACUUUUAGGCAGUUCCUCAUCAGUCAGCCACACACAUCCGAGGCGAGCUGAAGCUAACUACAGCCAUGGACAGCACUAGGAGAUCUCAAAUCUAAUCGCACGCAUCAUUCCUCCGGGAUAUUUUUUAAAUUCCAUAUCUAAACACGCUGACAGGCAGCUGCACUCACACACUCACACACACACACACACACCACACGUCGCAGAGCCGCCAAGCAAACACCUUGUCUCCUCUCGCAGGAUAUACCCGCUCACACACAUCUCUCUUUAUCUCCUCCUGGCUUCCCGGAGGAUCCUGCCGGCUGUUUUUCAUGGAGAAAGUCCAGGGAGAAAUGGAGAUUGAGAGAUGGGAAAGAAGUGAAGAAAUUUCAGACGCAGAAAAAAAGGUUAUUCAAGAGAUAUGGAGCAGAGUAUAUGCAAACUGCGAGGACGUUGGGGUCUCCAUACUCAUCAGGUUUUUUGUGAACUUCCCCUCGGCCAAGCAGUACUUCAGCCAGUUCAAGCACAUGGAGGACCCGCUGGAGAUGGAGAGGAGCUUGCAGCUGCGCAAGCACGCUCGGAGGGUCAUGGGGGCCAUCAACACUGUGGUGGAGAACCUCAACGACUCUGAAAAGGUCUCCUCUGUCCUGGCCCUGGUGGGCAAGGCCCAUGCCCUCAAGCACAAAGUGGAGCCCAUCUACUUUAAGAAACUCACCGGUGUCAUGCUGGAGGUGAUUGCUGAGGAAUACCCCAACGACUUCACCCCGGAGGCACACGGGGCCUGGACCAAGAUGAAGACCCUCAUCUACACCCACGUGACAGCGGCCUACAAGGAGGUGGGCUGGGCUCAGUACCCCACUGCCACCCUGUGAGCGCCCAGGGGGCCACCAGAGGGGCAGGGAGGGCUUCGCUCACCCCAGGACUUCGCUCUGGUCUCUUCUCAAGAUCUUUGCUCGGUUUGGGGAGCACGGUAGGGCCAGUUCUGUCAGCUGCCAAGUCACAAUUUGAUCUCCAUGGGGUUUAAAAACAAACUAAAUAAGCCAAAAAAACCACAGAACCACGAAGGGUGUGGGUGGGUCGGGGUGAAGCCGUUGCAGGGGACGCUGGAAGGGGAUGCAGAGGGCGAGAGGAGAGCUUUGGUUGUUGGCUCCAUCUUCCUGUCCUGGCCUGUCCAUCACCACUUCCCAAAUCCUGCACCUCACUUGCACCAUCUCAAAGUCCCUUGCACAAAUGCUGCUGCCCUGUUCACUGAUGAACAACACAACCCUCAUUUUCCAUGUGAAGCCCCUGGCUGAACCUGGCUUUUGGGGGCACACCUGGAGACCUCUGACUGGCACCGAGAACGCUUUGCUUUGCACUUUGUGUAUCCCCUGGCAGGGCUGACAGCCAGAGCCCCUCUGGGUGCCCAUCACCCCGUGCUCCAGGCGGGCAGCAGAGCUCACCUCUCCUGUCACCCACGGUCCCUGUCCUUGGCUGGCUGCUGCAGACCCUCCUGGGGUGGGAGAGAAGCUCCCCCACAGCACGAGAGAGUGGAAGGAGGGGGAUGCCUUUGGGGGGAUCAGAGCAUGGUGUGUGAGUGGGAUCCCUGUGCCAUAGGUGGGGAGCUGGUGAGUGCACCCACUGCCCUCCAGCUUCCUGAGGAAGGGCUUGGAGGGAACAUGAUGUGCCCUGGGAGCUGGUGUGUGUAGGUCUGGCUGCCCUCUCAGUGAGAAGGUGGGUCAGGCUGUGGCUAGGAGGAGAAAAGAUGGCCCAGACAUAUCAGGAGGGAUUCUGGUUAUGAGAAAAGGUCCCUUCUCUGUUAACAUUAAUAAAUACCUUGUAUAGAGCAUAUUCCUGCCCUUGUGGUGAGACUGGGCUCCUCCAAAUAAAGUGCCUGGUAGAAAUCAGCCCACGCAGGAGCUGUGUCCCCCCCGGGGACAGCAGUGCUCCUGCCUGUGCCUGACAAAGGCUUCUCCCACACCCCCAAAACAUGGCUGCAGGGCUUGGAGCACUCAUCCCGCCUCCAACACCAACUCCUCCUGAACCUCUGGGUCAGUCUGCCUGGUUUGUGCCUCAGUUUCCCCUGCAGAUAUGAAAAAGGGAGGAGGAGCAGCCCCGUUGCCUCCUGCCCACAUGUGGUUGGAUUCAUAACAUUUCUGGGAACUGAAUGGCAAAGGAUUGAGGAUGAAAUGUCAGCUGUGCUGGGAAGCUUUGGAAUCUUUGCCACCCAAUAUUUCCCCAAAGGCCUCUGCUAUUUUUAGAGCUCAAGCAUUAAGGGCAAUGUUAUCUGUUGAAGUGGGAGGAGGGUUCCCUUCUGAGAUUUCCUCUGGCCUCGCUCCACCGCUGUCCUGGAGAGCUGGCAGCUUCCUGAGAGAGACCAGCUCCUCUCCUGGAUGCCAGCUGGACAGGCAACAAGCCCAGAGCUCCAACUGGGAUCCCCACAGCCACCCUGGGGACAUCCCUCCACUGUGGGGACAGUGCUCACUUCCCCAGGCUGGCCUCCCUCCUCCAGAGCAGACAGACAGACAGAAACUCCUGCUUUGCUCACCUGUGCUUUUCACCAUCCCUAGGAACAGAACAGGUUUAUUGUCCCUCAGAAUAGCCCCAGGACUCCAGUCCCUGCAGCCACUCUGGCCUUGCAGUCCCUUCCUUCCUCCAUCCCACAGUACCCCUGAUGGAGAGGAGCAGUGGGGCCUGGGGCAAUGGCGUGUCCUGGGCACCCGCGGAGAGCUGGGGGCAAUAACAGCUGGGCACAGCUGUGCUUGGCACGGCAGCGUGCAGGAUCCAGGGGGCUAGAAAAGGAAGGGACAGGCACAGGGUGACAAGUGAUGCUGCUUUGCUCAUGGGGUGGGCCAUCAGCUAGAGUCAGCAUCCCCAAAAUUCAGCCCACCCGCCUGCAGUGGUGAAGGGGCCAAUGGCUGCAGCCUCCAGCUCACACUGGGGUGUCCCAGCAGCUGCUCAUCCCUCGGGGGUCAGGGGAGACACCCCUCAAACAGCUGCUGCCUGGGCUGGGGGUGGAUGGGAAUAGCCUGUUCAGCCAUUGACUUCCCUCCAGUGCAGGACUGGAGAGGGAUCACUUGGAUCAAGACUGUUAGAUGAUGUUUGUGUGUGUGCACACCACGGGACUCACGAGCACGGCUUUGCUGACUCCUGCCAAGCCCUUGAGGCCAGCAGCACACAUUUCUGAGCAGUUCAUGCACUCCCUGUGCUCUGUGGAUGCUGGGCCAGGGAUGUUUCCGUACAGGGAUGUUUCAUCUUUAGACAAAAUUUGCACAUUAACCUUUGAGGUUAAUAAUCUCCAGGUGGGAAUUUUAUUUUUGCAGUGCAAACCCUUCCCCUCCCUUCCCACAACCAGAACUGGGCUCGCAGUCUGCAGAGAAGCCACUUUGGAGUGUCUGGAAAUUCUCCAUGUUCAUACCCAACCUACCCGUGUGCCUUGGCUUUUGGGGAGCAGCAGCAGGGAGGUCCCCCCACCUUCCCAUUAAACAGUGCUUUGGUUUCUCCUUUCUUUCUUCACAUCCCUAGGAAAAGCUGACCCGCGGCCUCCUGCGCCCAUGCGUGCGUGUGCUGGGCUUGGGGUUUUUUCCAGGCACUUUUUCCUAAAGCAGAUCCAGAUGUGUGCAGCUGCCGUCCCUCGAGGAGCACCCCCCCAUCAGCCAAAUUGCAGGCCACUCCAAUAGAUGCAAACAAAACCACGUUUAUUUUUAUCGGCUCCCUAGGAAGUGACAUGAAGCAGGAGGGCGGCCGGGGCGAGCCGGGGAGGGGAGGAGAUGCAGAUGAAACGAACGCCCCCUCUCUGCCGCCAGCAGCAGGGGAGGCACUGCUGGCAUCCAGGGACACUCUCAUCUGGGGAGAGAUGAAGGUCACCAGAGUAAGGAAAAAGCACCAUUCCAGAGUGACAGGGCUGAUAAAUGCCGUGUGGAAGAGCAGAAGGGGGGCCGUGUGCUGGCUCUGUGCGUGGCUCUCUGGCACACACACGUCCAUGCACAGCCAUUCCCUUCACUGCCAGCCCACUGCUCUCCCCUGUCCCAGUCCUGAACAAAGGGGGCCCCUUUAUCCCCAUUUUGUUCAGGUCUUGCUCUCUGGGGCUUGGCCUUUCACCUCCUGGCACUCUUAGGCUGAGCUUUGCCCUCCUUGGUGGUGGCAGGUAGGGGCCAACUCGCAAAGUCCUUUCUGCAGAGCUCACAGGUGGGAAGCUGGGGCUCAGGGCAUCACUGCCAGCACAUGUUGGGGGCCAGCUGGUCUCUCCCCUGCCCGUGGAGGAUCCCUGCACCCCCCCCAGACCCAGCCAGCCCCCAGCUCAGGCAGCGCCGUGGCGUUAUCAUCAGGGCUGGGCUUGGAGCUGGGAUCCAGGAGGGAAAGCCUUUGUGCCCCCUACCAGAGGUAGGGAAAUGCUGAUGAGGGGGGUUCAGUGUCCCUGGGGCAGGGUCCCCCUUGAGCACCUCGUCCUGGCUCUCUUUGGCAGCUCCUGCUCACAUCAACCAGCUCUUGUCCCCUCCCCUGCAGCUCAGUGUUUGGUCAGAGGGAGCUGAGCCCUGGGAGGAAUGGGAGGCACUGGUUUGGAUGGAGGAUAGAUCCCACCCACCAUUUGUCUCCCCCUCCACGGCCAACAUUGUUGGCAGGUUUAGCUCUGCAGACACCCAGCUGGAGAGAGCCCCCCAACACCACCAGAACCCUUAUGGGCCUUGUGCCACCAACCUCAUCUUCUCUUGGGGGGUGACAAAUCCCCAGGGCGGCCGUGAGCUCUCCCAGGGGGGGUCCUCUCACAUCUCUGCCACGUUGUCCCAGGAAAGAGGUCACAGUGUCUCCCCAGUGCCUGAGGGGGUGCUCAGCGACUUCGGGGGGGAGCAGAUUUCACCUGGCUGGACUCUGGUGCCAGAACUCAGCCUGCCCUGCCCCUUGCCAUGGGGAAGCUGCCCUGCUGUGGGAUGUGGGAGCGAGGGCUGCUCGGGGCAGCACCACCAGUGCCAGGCAGAGGGAUAAAAGGGAAACCCACACGCUGACCUUGGACCAGCUUAGGGAAAGGGAGGGCCAAAACCACCCGCCUGGUCUGACCUCUGUGCCAGGCUGCCGAUUAUUUUCCAUAGCUGAAGUUGUCUCUAAUUGUUGGUAUGUCUGCCCCAGCCCCAGCGUGACCCACAGACAUGAGCGUGGUCUGAUGUAGCUCCGUGUCUUUCCUGUUCCUGCUGCAGAUCCUGUUCAUGUUCGUGUUCCUCGGCGCUUCCGUGCUGGUUUUAUACCUGCGUUCCGUGUUUAUGGGUGUAACUUGUUUUUCUUUUUGUAGGUUUUUAGUAUGUUUGUAACCAGACAAAAUGGUGUUAUUAAACUGAAACUUGUAUCUUCAGUGGAUAAAUCAAUCAAACCCCCUCCA
Messenger RNA from Motacilla alba alba, 5402 nucleotides. RefSeq names its product cytoglobin (gene CYGB). Gene Ontology annotation, molecular function: oxygen binding; heme binding; iron ion binding. The transcript is spliced from 3 exons. The coding region runs from base 385 to 924 and encodes 179 amino acids. Gene Ontology annotation, biological process: oxygen transport. Lineage: Eukaryota; Metazoa; Chordata; Aves; Passeriformes; Motacillidae. The record is from RefSeq and is a predicted model, not a curated record.